Messenger RNA from Lasiosphaeria miniovina, 2400 nucleotides. RefSeq lists its product as uncharacterized. Gene Ontology annotation, cellular component: nucleus. The record is from RefSeq and is a predicted model, not a curated record. NCBI's taxonomy places the organism in Eukaryota, Fungi, Ascomycota, Sordariomycetes, Sordariales, Lasiosphaeriaceae. The transcript has 10 exons. Gene Ontology annotation, biological process: nucleotide-excision repair; transcription by RNA polymerase II; positive regulation of mitotic recombination. Gene Ontology annotation, molecular function: damaged DNA binding; hydrolase activity, acting on acid anhydrides, in phosphorus-containing anhydrides; ATP binding. The coding region runs from base 1 to 2400 and encodes 799 amino acids.
AUGGAGUUCAAUAUCGAUGACUUACCCGUACUCUUUCCGUAUCCCCGGAUCUAUCCAGAGCAAUAUGCGUACAUGGUGGAUCUGAAGAAGACUCUCGAUGCUGGUGGCAACUGCGUGCUGGAAAUGCCCUCGGGCACCGGCAAGACGGUCACCUUGCUAUCUCUCAUUGUGGCCUACCAGCAAUAUUACCCGACGCACCGCAAGCUUAUAUACUGCUCCAGAACAAUGUCUGAGAUCGAAAAGGCGCUGGUUGAGCUUAAGUCCCUAAUGAAGUUUCGGACAGAGCGGCUCGGGCGCGAAGAAGAAUUCAGAGGUCUCGGCCUCACGAGUCGAAAGAAUCUAUGUCUGCACCCGUCGGUUAAGCGGGAAAAGAGCGGCAGCGUUGUGGACGCCCGCUGUCGCAGCCUCACGGCUGGUUUCAUAAAGGAGAAGAAGGAGCGUGGAGAGGAUGUGGACUUGUGCAUUUAUCAUGACAAUCUUGACCUGCUCGAGCCCCAUAACCUGGUCCCAAAUGGAGUGUGGACGCUCGACGACCUGCUGCAAUACGGAGAGAAGAACAAGCAGUGCCCGUACUUUACCGCUCGACGGAUGAUGCAAUUUUGCAAUGUCAUCAUUUACUCGUAUCAUUAUCUCCUCGAUCCUAAGAUUGCCGAGCGCGUAUCAAAGGAUCUCUCCAAGGACUGCAUCGUUGUGUUUGAUGAGGCCCACAACAUCGACAACGUCUGCAUCGAGUCUCUCAGCACAGACAUCACCGAGGAUUCGCUACGGAGGGCCACCCGAGGCGCGCAGAACUUGGAGACCAAGAUCAGCGAAAUGCGGGAUUCGGACCAGCAGAAGUUGCAGGACGAGUACGAGAAACUCGUCGAGGGGCUCCGGGGCGCCGACGAGGGGCGCCAAGAAGAUGCCUUUAUGGCCAAUCCAACACUUCCGGACGAUCUGCUCACAGAAGCUAUCCCCGGCAACAUUAGGAGAGCAGAGCACUUUGUUGCCUUCCUCAGGAGGUUUAUUGAAUACCUCAAGACACGAAUGAAGGUUCGGCAGGUCAUCUCCGAGACUCCGCCAUCCUUCCUAGCCCACCUCAAAGAAUACACAUUUAUCGAGAAGAAGCCUCUCCGAUUCUGUGCCGAACGGUUGACCUCGCUAGUAAGAACGCUCGAGCUUACGAAUAUUGAGGACUAUCAACCCCUGCAAGAAGUGGCCACAUUUGCAACCCUUGUAGCAACCUACGAAAAGGGGUUCCUCCUGAUUCUUGAGCCUUACGAAUCGGACACAGCUGAAGUACCGAAUCCGGUAUUGCACUUUACCUGCCUGGAUGCCGCCAUCGCCAUCAAGCCUGUCUUUGACCGAUUUAGCUCGGUUGUUAUCACAUCGGGGACCAUCUCGCCCUUGGAGAUGUACCCCAAGAUGCUAGAUUUCCCUACCGUUGUGCAAGAGUCUUACGCCAUGACGCUUGGCCGCCGGUCUUUCUACCCUAUGAUUGUAACGCGUGGCAGCGACCAAGCCUCGAUCUCAACAAGCUUCCAGGUCCGCAACGAGCCGAGCGUAGUGCGCAACUACGGAAACUUACUGACAGAGCUCUCACGAAUUACUCCUGACGGCAUGGUUGUCUUCUUCCCCUCUUAUCUGUACAUGGAGUCCAUCAUCAGCAUGUGGCAGGGGAUGGGCAUUCUGGACGAGGUGUGGAAGUACAAGUUGAUCCUGGUAGAGACGCCCGAUGCCCAGGAGACGUCUCUGGCGCUUGAAACGUACCGCACUGCCUGCUGCAACGGUCGUGGUGCUGUGAUGCUCUGCGUAGCGCGUGGUAAGGUGUCGGAAGGUAUCGAUUUCGACCACCAGUAUGGACGCACAGUGCUCUGCAUUGGCGUUCCUUUCCAGUACACCGAGUCGCGUAUCCUCAAGGCACGACUCGAGUUCCUGCGGGAGACUUACCGCAUUCGGGAAAACGAUUUUCUCUCAUUCGAUGCCAUGCGUCACGCUGCCCAAUGUCUCGGCCGCGUGCUGCGUGGGAAAGACGACUACGGGCUCAUGGUGCUCGCCGACCGGCGCUUCCAAAAGAAGCGCGCUCAGCUGCCUAAAUGGAUCAACAGCGCCCUCAACGAUGUCGAUACUAACCUUAGCACAGAUGUCGCGGUGAGCACCGCCCGCACCUUCCUCAGGAAAAUGGCCCAGCCCUUCAGCGCCAAGGACCAAGAGGGCCAUAGCACAUGGAGCAUGGCCGAUCUCCGCGCUCACCAGGCCCAACAGGCCCAGGACGAAAUCAAGGAGCUCCAGGAACGCCGCGAGGCCGAGGAGCGGCAGAAUGCGCAGGCAGCACAAAAAAAAUCUGCUACCCGCGCAGACAGCGACUAUGAAAUGGACGAUGAGGACAUGGCAGAGCUGAUGGCCCUAGAUGGCAAUUAG